AUGGCUAACAUCCUUGACUUAGCACGCGAGGUGCAGGCAGCUGCCGAGGACUUUUCGUCGGGAAAGACGAGGGACAAUCUCAAGCUGUUGCGAGCUAUUCGAAACUUGAAUCGCAUUGCUGAGUCUCCCGUAGAUCGUUUGAGAAGAGUCUCUUAUCAGCCAGUACAAUGUGCUGUUGUUCGAUUGGCUGUCGAGAUGGGUUUGCCCCAUGCUCUCGUCGAAGGAAAGACGAUGACUGCUGCUGAGCUUGCGCAGAAGUCUGGAGCAGAUCAUCUUUUGACAGUCCGGGUGAUGAGAGUCCUCGUUGCAAUGGAUAUAUGUGACGAGAUUGGCGAGGAACACUACGAAUCCAAUCCAACGACAGAAGCUCUUGCUACUCCAACUUGGAGUGGAGGAAUGAGGUAUCUAUUUGACACAAUCGUCCCAACCUUCGAUAAGCUUGUAGCCUACUACAACGAGGCAGGUUUCGAAAGCGAUAAGCUCUUAUUCGAGUACGCUCUUGGCCAAGACCUAUGGUCUUUCCUCAGAACACAUCCCUCGCUGCACAAAGAUUUCCUUGAUUACAUGAAAGGACGGAAAGACGGGCAACCGAGAUGGCUCGAUUAUUUCCCCGUCUCUACGCAAGUUGGAGACCUCGAUGUCUCUAAGCAUUCUGUGACGCUCGUGGACAUUGGUGGAAAUUUAGGUCAUGACUUGAAGUUGUUUCAGGAACGAUGUCCUGAGAUACCUGGGAGAUUAAUCUUGAUGGACUUGCCAGAGACUAUUGCUGGGAAUUCGGAUCCUUUGGAAGGUAUUGAGAAAAUCGAGUAUGACUUCUUUACACCGCAGCCAAUUCAUGAUGCCAAGUUUUACAUGUUUCGAGCCAUCUGUCACGACUGGUCGGAUGAGAACUGCCAGAAAUUCUUGGGAAAUACGGUCAAGGCAAUGAAGAAAGGCUAUUCGAGACUUCUGAUCAAUGAUCAAGUUCUGCCUAAUACUGGAGCAGAACUCCAUCCUACGAUGCUGGACUUUACCAUGAUGGCAUAUUUUAAUGCUAUGGAAAGAACUGAAAGACAAUGGCGGACUCUCUUGGACAGCGUUGGACUUGAGAUUGUGAAGAUCUGGAGCUUUGAUGGUGGUGGGUCUGAAGCUGUGAUCGAGGCGAUGUUGAAAGACUAG
Mollisia scopiformis is the source of this 1158-nucleotide messenger RNA. Its product is annotated as S-adenosyl-L-methionine-dependent methyltransferase. Gene Ontology annotation, molecular function: O-methyltransferase activity. The record is from RefSeq and is a predicted model, not a curated record. The transcript has 5 exons. NCBI's taxonomy places the organism in Eukaryota, Fungi, Ascomycota, Leotiomycetes, Helotiales, Mollisiaceae. Bases 1 to 1158 code for a protein of 385 amino acids.